Molecule: messenger RNA, 1410 nt
Organism: Strongyloides ratti
Lineage: Eukaryota; Metazoa; Nematoda; Chromadorea; Rhabditida; Strongyloididae
Product: Eukaryotic translation initiation factor 2 subunit 3
Exons: 2
Coding region: 1-1410 (469 amino acids)
Biological process (GO): positive regulation of translational fidelity; formation of translation preinitiation complex
Cellular component (GO): cytosol; eukaryotic translation initiation factor 2 complex
Molecular function (GO): tRNA binding; GTP binding; GTPase activity
Source: RefSeq, a predicted model, not a curated record
AUGUCUGAAGUCAAAACAGAAGUUUCCGGUCAACCAUGGCUAUCAAAACAGGAUGCUAGCAAGAUUAAUCCUGAAGAUCUAAAUCCACUUACAGAGGAGGUUAUCUCUCGUCAAGCUACUAUUAAUAUUGGUACCAUUGGCCACGUAGCUCAUGGAAAGUCUACUCUCGUCAAGGCUAUAUCUGGAAUUCAUACUGUCAAAUUCAAAAAUGAACUUGAACGUAACAUUACGAUUAAACUUGGUUAUGCUAAUGCAAAAAUUUAUAGAUGUUCUAAUGAAGCAUGUCCAAGACCGGGUUGUUAUCGAUCUGCUGGAUCCCAAACUCCAGAUCGUUUUAAAUGUGAAAGAGAAGGUUGUGGUGGAGAGUUUGUCUGUGUUCGUCAUGUUUCUUUUGUUGAUUGUCCUGGUCACGAUAUUCUUAUGGCAACAAUGUUAAACGGUGCAGCUGUUAUGGAUGCAGCAUUUUUGAUGGUAGCCGGUAAUGAACCAUGUCCACAACCCCAAACAUCAGAACAUUUAGCUGCUGUAGAAAUUAUGCAGUUAAAAAAUCUAUUAAUUUUACAAAAUAAAAUUGAUCUUAUUAAAGAUUCUCAAGCUCGUGAUCAACAUGAUCAAAUAAAAAGUUUUGUUCAAGGAACAGUUGCCCAUAAAGCUCCAGUCAUUCCAAUAUCUGCUCAAUUAAAAUAUAAUAUUGAUGUUGUUUGUGAAUAUUUAUGUAAAAAGGUUCCUGUUCCUGUUAGAGAUUUUACAUCACCGGCAAGACUUAUUGUUAUUAGAUCAUUUGAUGUUAAUAAACCUGGUAGUGAGGUAGAACAUCUUAAAGGAGGUGUUGCUGGAGGUUCUAUAUUAAAAGGAAUUCUUAAAGUAGGUCAAGAAAUUGAAGUACGUCCAGGAAUUAUUUCAAAAACAUCUGAUGGAAAAGUUCAAUGUAGACCUAUUUUUAGUAAAGUUGUUUCAUUGUAUGCAGAACAAAAUGAAUUGCAGUAUGCUGUUCCAGGUGGUCUUAUUGGUGUUGGUACACAAAUUGAUCCUACAUUAUGUAGAGGUGAUCGUUUAGUUGGGCAUAUCCUUGGUGCUGUAGGAACUUUACCAGAUAUUUAUACAGAAAUUGAAAUUUCAUAUUUUGUUCUUCGUAGGUUACUUGGUGUUCGUACUGAAGGAGGUAAAAAGGGUGCAAGAGUUGAAAAAUUAACAAAAGGAGAAGUUUUAAUGGUUAAUAUUGGUUCACUUUCUACAGGAUGUAGAGUAUUAGCUGUGAAGGGUGAUGCUGCAAAGAUUGCUUUAACUGAUCCUAUAUGUACGGAGGUAAAUGAAAAAAUUGCACUGAGUAGAAGAAUUGAAAAACAUUGGCGUCUUAUUGGUUGGGGAACCAUUCGACGUGGUACUGUUAUCCCACCUAUUGUUGAUUAA